Oncorhynchus kisutch (coho salmon) is the source of this 4760-nucleotide messenger RNA. RefSeq lists its product as uncharacterized. The transcript has 6 exons. The coding region runs from base 877 to 4518 and encodes 1213 amino acids. The record is from RefSeq and is a predicted model, not a curated record. Lineage: Eukaryota; Metazoa; Chordata; Actinopteri; Salmoniformes; Salmonidae.
UUUUCAAAGGAGGUAUUAGUAUUUCCUCUAAACAGCCUACAACAAUAAGCUACACAUCAUGUCAGAUGACAGCAAGGUAUGGUUCAUUUAGCCUAUUUUGAGUUUAGAGGAGAAAUUACUAACAAUAUAGUAGGUCACUACCAAAGCAAUAGGUCUCACUGGUUUGAUCCAUGGACUGAAAUCUGACCACUAUUGCCGUUUUGUUUAAAAUAGGAGCGAAUAAGUUGUUUCACAAAGUCACAACCUAGGACUGAUAUUGACCUCUCAUUUAUCCACCAGAGCGUGAAAUGGGAGGAUCCCCCGGAUGACCAAAAUAAGGUUGUGGAGAAUAUGAAGGAUGAAACAGAGACACAUGAGACCAACAAGAACAGGACAGGAGGCAAGGUAAGACAUAUGCUGUCCUUUACACAUGUUCUGCCUACUUAGACAUCACUAAAUCCUAGCCUUAAAGCAUUAGGAGGAGACGCUACACUGACCUUAGAUCUGCUAUGAGACCUAUAAUCUGUUGUCAUGUAGGCUAAACGUAAGUCCAGUGGCCGUGCCAAGAAGACUUCCGCGGAGGAGGACAGCAGCAUUGGUGCAGGUCCGAGAUUACUUCAUGUUGGGUGCAGGUUGUGUUCAAAUUCAUCAGCACUGAUCUGAGAAGAUAGUAUCUAUAUAGGUGAAAGCAAUAUAGUGGAGGCCCGCAGAGAAAUGUGCUUUUACCUGUCCAGUGGAAUCAAAUCACUAAAGGUGAAGGAAAUUAGGGAUCAAGUUCAGAUUCAACUUUAGAUUUCUCUUUGCGGUUUCCCAGAGUCUUCUCAGACACCCGGGUGUGGUUUCCGGGAAAGGGGAUCUAUCAUUGAGCAGCUGGAGAAGGAGGCUCAGAGGACUCUUAUGCCUUCUCUCAAGAUUGAGACAUGCUGUGCCCCAAUCCUCCUCUCCUUCCUGAGGAGUCUAACUGAUGACCAAUGGAGAGUGAUUCAGCAUGGCAUGAAAAAUAACCUCACAUUCGAGCAGCUCUCCAUGCUGUGUCUGAAGAUUGUUAAAGUCGUGACCCAGACAGCCCUCCGCAUUCUCCUACCAGCGCUAGCUCGUAUCAUGGGGGUGAACCUGAGGAGUGGGGCAACCUCCCCAGAAUCCCAGUGCUCUCUGACAGGGUCUGAGGAUUCCUUAGGCAGUCUGGAUGAGAGAGAGAAAAGGCUGCUGACCAGUGAGAUGAACUACUGGACUAAGGAGAGGAGGAGGAAUGGCAGUGCAGGGUGCCGCCAUAAAUCCACUCGCAGAACCUCAUCACCAUGCUGUUCGCCUAAGAGGUCCCAGACCUCAUUGCAGAGCUUGCCUGCAACUAGAGAGGCUCCCCUCAUGGAGGAGCCUCUAAAGGCUCUUUUUGGGGUAACGGAAGAGAGCCUCCUGAUAUCCCUGGUUGAGGGUCACUCCAACCCCACCUCCUCCAGCUCCUCCGAUUUGAGCUGUGCUAUCGUGAGAGAGGUAGUACACCAGCUUAACUCUGGCCUCUCAGUGGCCAUUCAGGCCAGCUCGGGGAAUUGCCCCCCUAUGGACAGUCAGGACAUAGCAGCAGGCAAGGAAGUCAUUCGGGUAGUCUCGGUGCAGAUCCUGGCCGAGCUACAGAGCCAAACGUCUGAGCCAGAGUGGGUAGGGUUUAUCGAGCCCCUCAUGGACCCUGUGACCGAUGAUGUGCUGGAUGCCAUUGUCGGCACAAUGGACAAAAUGGCACAGGACUUCAACAUCCUAUUGGAUCUGGCCAAGAAGAUGACAAUCUUGGGGUCUAAAUUUCUGACCAAUCUUCAAUGUGACCUUGAUGUUGAGUGUCCAUCUGGGAAAGAAGGGACCACUCACUUUCUCAAAGAGACUGGAUCCUCUACCAGUGUGGUGGCCAGAAAGAUUCAGACCCUCUCUAGCCCCGACUUUCAGUCUAAAGCCCUGAAGGCGGUGAGCACCAUCCUUACAAGGAAAGUCAGCAGCUCUUCUGGCAUGGCUCCUUCCUCUAGGCCUUCUAGUGCUGCUCCUAGCCUUACUGAAGCUCCCCUGAAUACCAGCUGCAUAGCCCUGACACCUGUAACCUCCACUGCCACAGUGAUUGUUAAGGCAUUUGUGGGAGGCAUGGAGACGAUAGCAUCAUUUGAAGGCACAUGUGAAGCAGUUGAUUGGCCAGUUCCUGUAAAUGACCACAAAACAGGAUCUUCACAGAUGAUAACCUUCUCUCUAGCCCGCACACUCUACGGCCGUAUACGAGCAAAGCUGAGGGACCUUUUAACUCUAUCCGCUCGAGAAGAAGUUGUGGCUAAGGAUGCUUCUCUUCAGGAGUCUUCAGACACCCUGGAAAAGGCAACUGUUUCAACUGUUGAGGUCCAGUUACCCAGCACCGAACUUAGUAGAGUUCCCAGUGAGAGCCAACCAAUACCAGCUCUCUGUCUCUCCAAUCUGGAUACCAGUACUCAAGAAGUUCUUAGCAGUGUUUUUUCCAUCUACAAGUCAGAGUUAUCAAAAGUGGAGAGUAAAUCCUUGGCCGUUGUCAGUUCAUCUGAUGAGUCCCUAGAGGCUUGUUGGUUUGUUGAUAGUGUCCUAUCAAAGCUCGAUGACUAUACUAUUUCCCAGUCACCCUCACCCAAUGAAGACUUGAGCGUGAGUACUCAAUAUUCUCAACUGAGCUCAGAAGAGAGUGUCAGAAUCACAGAGUCCUCUACUAGUCUGAUUCAGAGCAUUAAGAAGCUCUCUAGCAAUGACUUCCAGACUCAGGCAGAAGAGGCAGUGAGUAAAGUGCUGAUGAGAUCCAGUCAUUCCUUUAUCACACAGAUCAGCCAUACUGGUCUUCAGAAAAGUCUGCAGGCUGGCUUAUCAUCUAGCUCACCAUCAGAGAUCCAUGUCCUUUCAGAAUCCAUGUCCUCCAUGUCCUCUGAGAAUACAGCCUCUGGAUUAGUGGAAACCUUUGUCAAAGGAAUGGCGACUAUUUUCCAGAAAAAUGAGUCCACUGACACUGUGCUACUGGAAAGAAGUGGGAGAGUUUCGCAGUGCUCCCACGGGGGCUCCCAACUGGAUGAUACUGAAUUGAGUGUUAAAAUAUCAGAGGAGAAGCUUUGGUCAACAGCUAAGACCAUCUGCGUCAGUAUGAAGAACACACUUAAGGAUUUCUUCACAGGGCUGAAGCCACCCGGAUCCGAAAGGACAGAAAAUGCUUCUUCCAAAGAGACCCUUGGGGAAAUCCUGGUUGCUAUCCAGAGUGAAAUCUCAAACUUAGGGCGAAUGAAGGAUUCCAGGGAGCUCCUUCAGAUCAAUGAUAUGGUAGGAACCAUGCUGAAGGAGGUUGAGAAAAGUGAGGAUGACAGUGAACACGUCUGCCAAGACAUCCCUAGAACCUGUUCAUCUUUGUCCACUUCUUUAAAUGGUCGUAGUUCCUUGUCCAGCUCUUCAAAGAGUCCUAGGUCAGAGUGUGAGUUAGAGAUCAACCUCCCUGGCACUCCCAUCCCUGACGAAGUGCCUUUUGAUCUGACCUGCCCCAUCGUCAGGAGCUCCUGCAUCGACACCAGGGUCUCUAAAAUGCCAGAGAUUUCUUCAAGUGACCUAAAGACAAAGAUGAUGGCACACACAGAUGAACCCCUGCAUCGUAACAGUCCAAUGACUGACAGCAGUCGACCACCGAGUGCUAAAGCCUCUUUUCGAUCCUCCACUCCGUCUUUCACCAGCAAGGGAACCUCUUUGGUACCAAAGGGAGAUGGGAUUGACAUUGAAGAGAAGGAGGAGUGUAUCCCCAGCAGCUCUGGCCAUCUGAGGGAGCUCUUAAUCAUCCCGGACAUCAGCAGUGCCUCUGCAUUCCCACUGCAGUACUUGAUGGACUCCAGCAAAGAUGAUGUCAUCUGUUUGGUCGCCAUACUGGUGAUAAGGUUGCUAUCGGAGAUCAGACCCUCAACCCUAGAUGGACCCUCCCAACAGGCAGCAGACGUGACAGCAACAUCUCAGCAACUCAUCAGACAAGUCCUGUCUGAGUUCUGUGCUGCAUCUAGAUUCUCCAGGACACAGGCAUAUUCCCAGAACCUGAACAUCCAAAGGGUGUUCAGAGGUGUACAUAAAAACCUCAUGGAGGAGUUUGGCUCUUAUAACACCCUGCAAGCAGCUAUUUCCUCCCAGGACCCUGCAUUUGACAGAGUCCUGGUAAAGUCCUUGACCCAGCAGCUGGUACAGGGAUGCAAGGAGGCGUCAAGACCAGCUUCUGCUGCAACAAACCCAUCAGACCAGGCUGAGACAGAGAGGGGGGCUGAGCAGAAAGCAAGAAGGAGCUUCCUUUGCUUUUCAAUGACCAAACUCAGGAUCAACUUCAAGCGUUCCAAGAGAGGAAACAAAAAGGACUGCCAUUCAGUCCAGGAACAGACUGAGAUUCCCUCUACUGAUGGACAUUGCAUAGCUCCAGUUGGAGAGGUUUCUCCCUCCAUAUCUCAGCCUGUCAAAAAACGAUCCUUGAUUGUCAGGGUCUUUUCAGCAAUGAUGAAGCCAUUCAGGCGCUUCAACAAGAAGAACCUGUAACCUGUUACGCUGCAUGAGGAACUACUUUUGUAACAGCAAGACUUUUGACAAGAGGAAUUUCUGCAUGUCUACCCUUUCAAAGUAUAUUUGAUCAAAUAAAUGGCAAUGAUUUUACAAGAAUUUCAAGUGUUUUGGAAGAUUAGUAAAACUGAAGCAGCUUUUCUCAGAGAAAUGCACUAGUUCCCCCUUGGUUAUACAUUUAUUGUGCAGUUUUUGAGUUGGCAGGACUUGGGGCAGCAGGU